Molecule: messenger RNA, 994 nt
Organism: Cricetulus griseus (Chinese hamster)
Lineage: Eukaryota; Metazoa; Chordata; Mammalia; Rodentia; Cricetidae
Source: RefSeq, a predicted model, not a curated record
GUGAAGAACUAUGGAAGCCAACACCAAACUGGUCAUCGGCAUUGUUUGUAGCAGCUUUGUUAUCUUUCAGAUUCUUUUCCAUUUUGUAAGUUACUGGUUUUCAGCAAAAGUUUCUCCAGGUUACAAUAGCCUUAGCAUCGAGAAGAAGAUUGAAUGGAACUCAAGGGUAGUAUCUACCUGCCACUCUUUGCUGGUUGGGACUUAUGGCUUAUACCUCUUCUUAUUUGAUGAGCCUACUAUAGCUGAUCCACUCUGGGGUGAUCCAGCGUGCGUGAAAUUGAAUAUUGCAACUGCUUCAGGCUACCUCGUUUCUGAUUUAUUGAUUAUACUUUUGAAUUGGAAAGUGAUCGGUGAUAAGUUUUUUGUAAUUCACCAUUGUGCGGCUCUAACUGCAUACUUCCUUAUGUUGAGAGAUGGAGUGCUUGCAUACAUUGCCAAUUUCCGCCUGCUUGCCGAGCUUUCCAGCCCCUUUGUGAACCAGAGGUGGUUCUUUGAAACCCUGAAGUACCCCAAGUUUUCCAAAGCCAAUGUCAUCAAUGGAAUCCUCAUGACAGUAGUCUUUUUCGUAGUGCGGAUCAUUGCAAUACCUCCUUUGUAUUUCUUCAUAUAUUCCGUGUACGGAACAGAAGCCUUUAUAAGGCUUGGAUUUACGAUUCAGUUUACCUGGAUCACUACCUGUCUUAUUUUGGAUGUGAUGAAUGUCAUGUGGAUGAUCAAAAUUACAAAAGGAUGCAUCAAGGUCAUCUCUCUCAUCAGACAAGAGAAAGCUAAGAAUAGCCUUCAGAACGGAAAACUCGAUUAAAGGUGUGCUUCAUCAAACGCCUCUGUUUCCAUAAGCCAUCUUCAUUCCUCCCCUGUCGCAUCUACUAAUAGAUGAGUUCCUGGCAUGCUCUUAUGCUGCUCUAUUAGUUCUGAUUGUUAUUCAGGGUUCCAGUGUUUUCUUCUUUUUUUUAUCUUUAGAAAAGAGAAAAUAAAAUUUAGUUUUCACUCUCAA